Messenger RNA from Dichotomopilus funicola, 3669 nucleotides. RefSeq lists its product as uncharacterized. Bases 1 to 3669 code for a protein of 1222 amino acids. NCBI's taxonomy places the organism in Eukaryota, Fungi, Ascomycota, Sordariomycetes, Sordariales, Chaetomiaceae. The transcript has 4 exons. The record is from RefSeq and is a predicted model, not a curated record.
AUGGACGCUGCGAACGGGACUUCGAGGGCCGGCAAGGGCCCCGGGGCGACAUCAACACCACGCGCUGCGAAUGGCAUUAGUGGUCUUAAUGGGGUCGGUGGUAUCAACGGCGUCAAGCCGAUAAAAGGGCGUGCACUCGGUGGUCCACAGCAACGCAGGGUCAAGGCCGCCCGCCGGCCAGGAGUCUUCGCUUGGCUGUUUAGCGUUGCUGCUCGCCUCUUCACAUGGUACACGAUCCUGACCAUCCUCUUCCGCUGCCCCGCGACGCUCGACGCCUGCGACGAGACAACACCAGGCCUCUGCAAGCCCUACUUCCAGCUCAAACACGCCGUGGCCCCCCACCUGGAACCAUACUACGACACCUACGCAGCGCCCUACGUCGAGCUGGUGCGCCCGUACUACCACACUAUCGACGAGCGCGUCCUGACGCCCGGAUGGCGCUACGCCAAACAACACGGUGCGCCCCGCGUCGAACAACUCCAGGCGCUGGGCGCCACCCAAUGGAAAAAGACGGUGCAGCCGCAGGUGGAAAAGUACCAAGUCCUCGCGCGAGCACAAUACGACGAGCGGCUAGCCCCCCACCUCGACCGCGUGUCGACGGCGCUAGGCCCAUACUAUGAGAACGCGUGGACCAAUGGCCUCCAGACGUACCACGAGCGGCUGGUGCCGGCGUACCAGUACGUGCAGCCGCAGCUGGCGGAGGGGUAUCGGACCGCGUCGGUAUUCACGAGCGAGACGGUGGUGCCGGCGUUUGUGUGGACGUGGAACAAGACGUAUGUGUUCCUGGACGGGACUGUCGGCCCGCAGGUGAAGGCGAUUUAUGUGGAAAAUGUCGAGCCGCAGUUGCACAAGAUUGGCAAGCGGCUGGGGCGGUACAGCUCGGGCAAGAAGUCUGUGCCGAAACCGCCGGCCGAGUUCUCGAGCAGUGCGUCGACUGAGACCAGCUCUUCGUUUACCAAGCCCGCGGCCUCGGUGACUAGUGCUUCCGCUUCCGGUUCAUCCUCGACUUCUGUCGCUUCUAGCGCUUCCGCUUCUGGAUCUUCCUCUUCUUCGUCCUCGACCGAAUCCAAGAAAGACCGCAACUCCGGCCGGCCUCGGUCGACCCUCGAACCGGUCCCCCCGCCCGAGGUUGACGAGAACCUGGAACGCGAAGAGCCCGGUCGGAAGGAGACGCGCGAGAUUGUGGCGGCCGACCUCCGAGACUGGCAAGAGCGGUACGCCAAAGCCGCCGACGAGGCCGCAUCGGAGAUUGACGACCGUGUGCAGGAGAUCGCCAAGCGGAUGAUCCGACGCAACGCCCGCAUCACAGGCCAGUCCCAUCUCGAACAGCUGCGCACCACCACCGUGUCGGCCCUCGUCAGCCUCCGCCGCGACAUCCUCGAGGUCAUCACCGCAGCCAAGUCCGACGCCGUCACCUCCGAGCAAGCGCAGGAGCAAAUCGUCCAACUCGUCCGCCGCGCCGGCAUGGCUGUCAAGGAGAAAGGCCAAGCCGUCCGCCAAUGGCGUGAGGACUACGAGCGCGAGAUGCAGACCUCCAUCACGCAAGCGGCCGAAACACACUUCACAAUCCUCGAAAACAUCCGCGACCUGGCGCUGCAAAAGAUCGGCAUGAAGUGGGCGUGGACAGACGGGAUCACAUACAAGGACUGGCAGAAGUACCACCUGCUCAAGUCGCGGUUCGACGAGUGGAAGCUGGACCUGCAGCAGCACGUCACGAGCCACCCGACGCUCGAGGCCGCGCAGAUCGAGGCGGCGACCAUUGAGGACGACGCCAUGGAUGCUGCGGCUGCCGCGGCGCGUGAGUUGGCGAGGCUGAAGCAGGUUGCCGGGUGGAAACUGACGGCUGGUGAUGACUCGGCCGAGUUUGAUAGCACCCUGAUGCAGCAGGCUGCGGAGGCUGUUGAAGCGGCCCGGCAGGUGGUGCAGGCCGCUGGGGAUGCGGUGGCCGAGGGGUUUGCUGAGGGGGCGGGUAUCGUGUCGGAGGCUGUGCUUGGUACGGCAGAGGCUGAAAGCGAGCAAACCGAGGGCGUGUCUACUGAGGCGUCUGUAGAGGAGCCCGAGACCAGCCCGACGGACGCUCCUGAGCCCGAGGAGGUUGCUAAGAUGGAAGUUUCUGAACCUGUUCCUGAGUCUGAGGAAACCGAGGGAGUCAACGCCCAUCAGACCGAGCCUAAAGCUGAGACGCAGCUCGAGGCCGAGACAGAGACAGAGACGGAGACUGCCGAGCCCGUGGUCGGGACUACCGAAGAGUUCACGGCUGAGGCUGAGAACCAGUUCGAGACACCCGUCAUCGUCAGAAACGUCACUGCGGCUGAACCAGAGACCGAACGGGAGGAGGAACCUGCCCCGGAAGAGCUUGAACUCGAAACCGAGACUAGUCAAGACGAAGUGGACGAGACAGAGGCUUACGAAGGUCUGCCAGUCUCCGAGACUGCGACCGUCAAACCCGCUCUCUUCGGCGCGGCCGCCCAGGCGGUCCCCAACCGUCAACCGAUCCUCGACGACACCUUCGACGACGUGUCCGCGGCCGUGGAGUCCAUGCGCGAUGACCUCAAGUCAGCCUACACAUCCGCCAUGUCGCUCGCUAAUGAGCAGUACUCGCACGCCCUCUCUAUCGUGUCCGCCCAGAUCCAUGGCACACCGCAGCCGGCCCACGAGAAGCUCCUCGCGUCGGUCACCGCCGCCUACAGUAGCGCCAUGGCCUCUGCCAGCGCCCGCCUCGAUGUCGCCAUCCAGGCGGCUUCCGACCAGCUCUACGGAACCACCACUAAGCCCACUACUACAAACAACAUCCUCCCGACGACCAUCCCGGUCCCCGACAUCCCGACGGUCGACUGGGCUCACAUCGAGUCCAUCGCUGCCGAGCGCCUCCAGCAAGGCCGUACCUGGGCCGAAGAGCAAUACGAGUCCGCCAAGCACGCCAUCGGCCUAGCUACCGAGCCCACGCCUACCCCGUCCACCCCCGCCGAGCACGUCCACAAACUGCUUGACAACGCUCGACACAACUACUACGCUGCCAUGGGUGUUGCGCACGAGCGGUACUCGGAUUUCCUCGCGGGCGCGAGCUCUGCCCUGCAUUCCGUCACGGUGCCAUCUACACAACCCACACCAACCGACGUAAUCGGGAGCGCAUCCUCCCUCGCCUCCGUCGCCAACGCGUCUGCCGCGUCCGUGGCAGCCGCCAUUACCUCCGCCGCAUCCGAGAACGCAUCUUCCCUGGCCGCAGCAGGUUACGAUUCCGCCUCUGCCGCAUCCGACCAGAUCGCCGAGACCUGGGAAGUCAUCGUCUCGCGCGUGAGUAUCCAAGUCUAUGGCGCGCCUACCCCCACGGCGUGGUACGCUGGUUUGUCAUCUGCGCUGGACGGGUAUGCUUCCGCGGCGGACGAUACAAGAUCCACGGUCACCGCCGCGGCGGGAACAUACAUCUCGGUGGGCUCUGAGGAGAUUGCAAGGCAGUAUUCCGCCGUGAGCAGUAUCUUGUCUGAGGCGCUGGUGGGUGUCAGUAAGGAACCGUCGUUUUCGGAGAGCGUGCUGGAGAAAGUGAGGGAGGUGCUGGCGUAUCCGACGGGUGGGGCGUGGGAGGCUGCGGGCAGUGUAGUUGGGCGUGUGGAGGAGGGGAUUAGUGAGGUUGGCGAGAAGGUGAGGAGUGUUGUGCGGGAUGAGUUGUGA